Messenger RNA from Penicillium bovifimosum, 1896 nucleotides. RefSeq names its product ankyrin repeat and BTB/POZ domain protein. Gene Ontology annotation, molecular function: protein binding. The transcript has 3 exons. The record is from RefSeq and is a predicted model, not a curated record. Bases 1 to 1896 code for a protein of 631 amino acids. Lineage: Eukaryota; Fungi; Ascomycota; Eurotiomycetes; Eurotiales; Aspergillaceae. Gene Ontology annotation, cellular component: cytoplasm; ubiquitin ligase complex.
AUGGAUGAGCCAACUGUGUUGCGAAAAGACCAGCUGGAGAUCAGCUUGGUGAAUGAGAAAAGGCUGAUUAAAGAAGGUACUAUUAAGGAUGAUAACCCGCUAGAUCUCAGUGAGCCGUUCCGUGAACUAUGUGGCGCAUGUCGUCGGGGCGAUCUGAAAGUCUGUCAGGAGAAAAUCACAGAGGGUGUCAAUGUUAAUGCUCGUGAUCCUUACGAUUAUACGCCGUUGAUUCUAGCGAGUCUAUGUGGUCACUAUGAAGUUGCACAACUUCUUCUCGAGUCUGGUGCUCUUUGUGAACGAGAUACAUUCCAGGGUGAAAGAUGUCUCUAUAAUGCCCUAAAUGACCGGAUACGAAACCUCCUCCUCGAAUACGAUUAUUCCAAGUCCACGGACCCCCUUCAGCCAUUGGCUGCCCAUGUAACUUCGCUUCUCACCCGAGAGCUGCCAGUAACAACAGACAUUAUCGUGACUGCAUCCGGGGAAUCACUACACCUCCACAAGUUCAUCCUUGCAGCACGCUCCCCAUACUUCCAAGCAAAACUGGCAGCAGCGCCAGAAUCUACAACAUGGAAGCUUCCCAGUACCAUUCCACCGGAAGCAUUUGCCGCUGCUAUCAAAUAUAUAUACUUUGGAGAAGCUCCCCGGGAAUUGAGAAGUGGACCAGGAACAGGUUUCACCGAAUCCGAGACUUUUGCGGGGGUGGAUAGAAUCUCCAAGUAUCUGGAGAUCCACGGUCUCUUAGACAGCAUCCUUGACAGCGGAGACAGAAGACGUGCCAGGCAACGGAGGGCCGACGAGAUUUCCAAGGGCCGAGAUCAACUGGAACAAUGGUUCAAUACAAAUGUCCUGGCAAACAAGCUCGAGGUGGAGACUUCAAAAGUGAAGGAAAUAAAGUGGGAUCGAAGCAAUGCAAUGUUCGCUGAUGUUCUUCUAAGAGCAGAUGAGCUUCCCGAGGAAGAGCAAGAGGAAGAUGUCUACAAUCCAGAGGUCAACAAUGGCAUACCCACUGCGAAUGAGAAGGCCGUUGACGCUCCAAAAUCAAUCAUCUUCCCAUGUCACCGAGCGAUGCUUUUGCGGUCUGAGUUCUUCCAGAAGAUGUUCACAUCGCCAUUUCGCGAAGCUCAUCUUGGCGAGCACUUGACGGUUAUCAAUAUCGACUGUUCCCCUGAGGUUUUGGAAAUAAUCCUUACAUUUUUGUACACUGAAAGAGCCGAUUUCCCCUUGGAGAUUGCGGUCGAUGUGUUAUUCGCCGCAGAUAUGCUCUUUAUUGAGAAACUGAAAACAAAAGCUGCUGUGGUUAUCAGUACUCUCGGCAGUGCUGGAAUGUCCCAGAAUGAGGCUGCGAAAACUCGGGACACGACACACGAUGAAGCUAUAGACAUUUACUCGAUCGUGCGAGCUGCGUGGUUGACGCGCGUACAGCGAUUGGAAGAAUUCGCCGCUCGGUAUCUCGCAUAUCGACUGGAGGCACAUAUUGAUUCUCCAGAGUUUGCAGAGUUGAUCGAAGAAUCAGCAUCUCGUAUCAAGGCCAGACAAGAAACGGAUUCCAUUGAAAUGCUGGACGAUAUCCGUUUCUACCUUGGAGAGCGCUUCAGGUUGCGAUUCGAUGAGGCUGGCCUGGAGGAGAUGUUGGAAGAAAAGGCACCACCGGAAGGUGUCGAGGCAGAUGAAGAACAAGAAGACGUCGCCGAAAUUAAAAAGGGCGUCGAAGCACUCGAUGUUUCUGAAGGGGCCAUCACUGGUCAGGCACCGCGGCAGUCCCAGGGACAUCAUCCGGAGAUCAGGGCUUUGGAUGGCGCGGUUGUCGAAGACGAAUUCUCAGAAGACGCAGUCAACUAUGAAAUCUUGUUGGAGAAGUUGGAUGAUUUGUUGGAAAGACUCAACCUUGAGGCUUAG